This is a messenger RNA of Erinaceus europaeus (western European hedgehog), 2113 nucleotides long. It is a transcript of the gene ATP6V1H, whose product is annotated as ATPase H+ transporting V1 subunit H. The transcript has 15 exons. Gene Ontology annotation, cellular component: lysosomal membrane; vacuolar proton-transporting V-type ATPase, V1 domain. Gene Ontology annotation, biological process: proton transmembrane transport. Bases 177 to 1748 code for a protein of 523 amino acids. NCBI's taxonomy places the organism in Eukaryota, Metazoa, Chordata, Mammalia, Eulipotyphla, Erinaceidae. Gene Ontology annotation, molecular function: proton-transporting ATPase activity, rotational mechanism. The record is from RefSeq and is a predicted model, not a curated record.
CGGAUGUUUUGAGUCUCCUGCUUCCACGCAGGCCUCCGGACGGGGCAGGAGACACCGACGUGUCUCUGACUCAUCCCCCAACCCGGCUGUGGUCCGGUAGCUCUGGACCGCCGCCCGCUCCCUGCUUCCUUGGGGUGAAAGAUUCGUUGAAAACCAUUUACGAUCAUAAAAGUUAGAUGACCAAGAUGGAUAUUCGGGGUGCUGUGGACGCUGCUGUUCCAACUAACAUCAUUGCUGCCAAGGCUGCAGAAGUUCGAUCGAACAAAGUGAACUGGCAGUCCUAUCUUCAGGGGCAGAUGAUUUCUGCUGAUGAUUGUGAAUUCAUUCAAAGGUUUGAAAUGAAAAGAAGUCCUGAAGAGAAGCAAGAGAUGCUUCAAACAGAGGGCAGUCAGUGUGCUAAAACAUUUAUAAAUCUGAUGACUCACAUCUCUAAAGAACAGACAGUUCAGUACAUAUUAACUAUGGUUGAUGAUAUGUUGCAGGAAAAUCACCAGCGAGUUAGUAUUUUCUUUGACUAUGCGAAACGUAGCAAGAAUACUGCUUGGUCCUAUUUUCUGCCAAUGUUGAAUCGCCAGGAUCUCUUUACAGUUCAUAUGGCUGCAAGAAUUAUUGCCAAGCUAGCAGCUUGGGGAAAAGAGCUGAUGGAAGGCAGUGACUUAAAUUACUAUUUCAACUGGAUAAAAACACAGUUGAGUUCACAGAAACUGCGUGGUAGCGGUGUUGCUGUUGAAACAGGAACAGUCUCUUCAAGUGAUAGCUCUCAGUAUGUACAGUGCGUUGCUGGGUGUCUGCAGCUGAUGCUUCGGGUCAAUGAGUACCGCUUUGCCUGGGUGGAAGCAGAUGGGGUAAACUGCAUAAUGGGCGUUUUGAGUAACAAGUGUGGCUUUCAACUCCAGUAUCAAAUGAUUUUUUCGAUAUGGCUCCUGGCGUUCAGUCCUCAAAUGUGUGAACACCUGAGGCGCUAUAACAUCAUUCCUGUUCUCUCUGAUAUCCUUCAAGAAUCUGUCAAAGAGAAAGUGACAAGAAUCAUUCUUGCAGCAUUCCGUAAUUUCUUAGAAAAAUCAACUGAAAGAGAAACUCGCCAAGAGUAUGCUUUGGCUAUGAUUCAGUGCAAAGUUCUGAAACAGCUGGAGAAUCUGGAACAGCAGAAGUAUGAUGAUGAAGAUAUCAGUGAAGACAUAAAAUUUCUUUUGGAAAAACUUGGUGAGAGUGUUCAGGACCUUAGCUCAUUUGAUGAGUACAGUUCAGAACUUAAAUCUGGAAGAUUGGAGUGGAGUCCUGUGCACAAGUCAGAAAAAUUUUGGAGAGAAAAUGCUGUGAGACUAAAUGAGAAGAAUUAUGAGCUCUUGAAAAUUUUGACGAAACUUCUGGAGGUGUCAGAUGACCCACAAGUCUUAGCUGUUGCUGCUCACGAUGUCGGAGAAUAUGUGAGGCAUUACCCACGAGGCAAACGGGUUAUUGAACAGCUUGGUGGGAAGCAGCUGGUGAUGAACCACAUGCACCACGAAGACCAGCAGAAUGAUUUUAGAUGUAAACAGCCUCUAAUUCAGAAGGAACAGUAUGUGCAUAUGGACAGCUCAGGACUUCAGGAGAGAAACAUUGACUUUUGGAAUAUCUUGGUAAACAGCUCCAAUCUGAGCAACCCCAGACUGCUGCUGCCCGAAGCUGAACUCUGGUCUUUUCAACCUGGACUCUCCAGUCUUCCUACUUCACCCGAGACAAGACACCUAGAGUGGGAAUCUCCAUAGUUAGAGUCAAUCAUAAAUACAUUUUUGUUUUACUUGUAAUUUUCUGAGGUUGUGUAGCUUUUGCUCUAUGCUGAUUUCUGAUAAAAAUAAAAGUGAUUGCGUGCUAAGUUGUGUAAAAGUAGGUACUUUCUGUGUUGAAAAUAUUAACUGUUACAUAUACUGCUUGUAAUUUCUGUAUUUAUUGGCCCAUGGGAAUGAAUCUAGUUAUUAAAGAAUUCUCACUCCAAUUUGUGUGUGUGUUUCUUACUCGGAGUUUAACAGAAGCCACCUGUUACUCCAACCAAAUUGGGAGAAUUGUUGCAAAGUAGGGAAUGGAAAAUGUCUUAAAAUUGUAUGUGUGUGUGUAUAUGUGUGUGUUUCUGUGU